CUUUUAUCAACUAAAUAAAUUUAUUAGUCUAAUGUAAGACAUUUUUUUUGCUUCUCUUUGUUUUAUGUUUUGUCUCUAAACUUGAAAAGUUGAAAUUAGUGCAAAUAACACAAAAUUCCACAAAUUAAAAUUAUACAAAGAAGCUUCUCUUUCUUUUUCAGUUCCACCCUAUUCUAUAUUUCUAUGUUGUUGCCUUUCACAUCUUCAUCCUUAAUCACCAUAAAUAAUUAUAAAUUUAGACAUAAUUUUGUUUAAUUACUUGUUUUCAAACAUCAUUAUGGAAAUUAAUUGUGACCUUCAAGUAGAUGUCAAUGGCCAACAUAUUUUUUGGGUGAACAAGGAAAUUUAUGCUCAAUUUUCUAGUAAGUUGAGCAAUAUAUUUGAGAAAAGGUGCAAAAAUGGUGGCAAGGAGACGAAAGUAAUAUUCCAAGACUUUCCGGGUGGACCGACCGGCUUUGAGCUUAUCACAAGGUUCUUCUACAACAAUGGUGUCAUCGACAUAACUCAUUCGAACGUAUUGUUUCUACAACAUGUAGCUAGAUACUUAGAAAUAAACAAGGUUGUGUUUGGAAGGCCUAGUUUGAUGGAUCGAACCGAGAAAUUUCUCGAGGGAGUCGAUUUAUGGGAUUGGUCCGAGCUUUUACUAGCGUUGACUGACGGUCAACGUUUAUUGAUCGAUAUCAAUCCAGUUUCUUCGGUUCGAAGGUUAGUAGGUGAGUUUGUUGAGAGGCUUGCAUCGCGUUGUUUAACAACACCUUCCUCUUAUUCUUCUAAGUGCUCGAGUUUUCGAUCCUCAUGUGAUUCUAAGAGCACUCUAAUAAGUAAUAAAAGUGGCUAUUUUCGUAUGUUUUGGUGGUUCGAGGAUCUUACAACAACUCUCACUAUUGAUUUGAUUGAGUUAUUGGUAAAGAAAAUGGUGUUAGAGAAAUUCGAUCAUGUUACAAUAAGCAAGUUUAUUUUCUACUAUCAAAGAGUGAGAGUUCUUGGUGUUACAAAUAUAGUUGUAAGGGCUACAAUCGUCGAAAAAUUAAUCAACCUACUUUCUCUCCUUGAUAAGAGGAUUAUUUCAAUCAAGGGAUUGUUUGAGACCUUGAGGAUUGCUUCAAAUUUGAAGCUAACACAACCCUACAAGAGUAAACUCGAGAUUUUAAUUGGUUUGCAACUUGAUCAAGCGACAUUGGAUGAUUUACUUCUUCCAUUUCCUCUAAGAAAAACAAAGAAAUAUACUAUGUACAAUGUGAACAUUGUACUAAGAUUUUUGAAGAAUUUUCUUUUGGAUGGGAACAUAAGUCAUCAUAAGCUUUGCUCAUAUCGAUUGAAAAGAGUAGCGCGAUUGGUGGAUUCAUAUGCUAGCGAAAUUGCACCGGAUCAUCGAUUGAAACCCUCCAUGUUUGUUGCACUUACCAUGGUAAUCCCAGAUUCUGCUCGUGACUCUUGUGACAAGAUAUACCAAGCUAUAGAAAUCUUUCUUGAGGUUCAUCCAAAACUCAAUGAAGAACAAAAAACUCAAAUAUGUGCAGCAUUGAACUACAACAAGCUUUCGCCACAAGUACUAAACCGGCUGUCUAGAAACACUAGUUUUCCGUUGUUAGCAAUAGUACAAGCCGUAAUUCAUCAAAAUCCUACACUAAAACGCUCAAUCAAGGACACUAAUCACCUCAAAGUAUUUAGGAAUUUGAGUUGUAGGGGUCAUGAAGCGAAAUCGUUCACAACUAGGGAUGAAGUUCUUGUCAAAGAGUUAGCCAAGAAGGAGGAGUUUAGAGUGCAUCUACAAGAAAUGGGAUGGACAGUUGUAGAAUUAGAAAAUAUUUUUGGUAAGUUACAAAGUCAUUAUGUCACAAAUGUAAUGACAACACCAAAAGUGUGUUGUGUACAUAAUGUUAAACAUCUCCCAAAGCUUUGUUCAUAAUGGUAAGUGUUAGGAUUAUUAGGACGACUUUAAUUAGUUAUUGUACUUCUUCAUCAUUGUGGUAAACUUUUGAGGCUUGGACCUCAGUAAAUGAAAAGUAUGGCAAGGAAAAUUCCUCAUUA
Chenopodium quinoa (quinoa) is the source of this 2031-nucleotide messenger RNA. RefSeq names its product BTB/POZ domain-containing protein At3g22104-like. Gene Ontology annotation, molecular function: protein binding. Lineage: Eukaryota; Viridiplantae; Streptophyta; Magnoliopsida; Caryophyllales; Amaranthaceae. The coding region runs from base 278 to 1909 and encodes 543 amino acids. The record is from RefSeq and is a predicted model, not a curated record. The transcript has 3 exons.